GAAGAAAAGGAGGGGUAAGCCUUGCUUCCCUCUCUGCCUGCCUCCGAAAGCCAAACAUGGCAUCUUCCAUGAGGAGCUUGUUUUCAGAUCACAGCAGAUAUGUUGAAUCUUUUCGGAGGUUUCUCAACAGUUCCACGGAACACCAGUGCAUGAAGGAAUUCGUGGACAAGAAGCUGCCAGGCAUAAUAGCAAGGAUUGGAAACACAAAAUCAGAAAUUAAGAUUCUAAGCAUAGGCGGAGGUGCAGGUGAAAUUGAUCUUCACAUUCUCUCCAAAGUCCAGGCUCAAUACCCAGGAGUACAUAUUAACAAUGAGGUUGUUGAACCGAGUGCUGAACAAAUCACCAAGUACAAAGAGCUUGUAGCCAAGACAUCAAACCUCGAGAACAUAAAGUUUGCUUGGCAUAAGGAGACAUCAUCUGAAUAUCAAAAUAGAGUGAUGGAGAAAAAUGAGCUUCAAAAGUGGGACUUUAUUCAUAUGAUUCAGAUGCUGUAUUAUGUAAGAGACAUCCCAGCUACCCUGAAAUUCUUCCAUAGUCUCUUAGCUACUAAUGCUAUGAUUCUCACUGUUCUUGUGUCAGGAAACAGUGGCUGGGACAAGCUGUGGAAAAAGUAUGGAUCCCGCCUUCCCCUGGAUGACCUCUGCCAGUAUGUCACAUCGUGUGAUCUCACUCAGAUGCUGGACAACCUGGGCAUUAAGUAUGAAUGUUAUGACCUUCUGUCUACCAUGGACAUAUCUGACUGUUUUAUUGAUGGUAAUGAAAAUGGAGACCUGCUUUGGGAUUUUUUGACUGAAACCUGCAACUUUAGCACAACAGCACCACCUGAUCUCAAAGCAGAAAUUAUGAAAGAUCUACAAGAGCCUGAAUUUAGUUUUAAGAAAGAGGGGAAGGUUCUUUUUAAUAAUACUCUGAGUUUCAUAGUGGUUCAGGCAUAACUAUACACAAGAGUGUAUUCAAAAAUUGUAUUCUAAACAAUGUCGCUCAUUCGUUUCUAUAUUAAAAUUACAAAUUUAUUUCUAUAUUAAAAUUAAAAAUCAACGUAGAUAGAGCAUCAUAUCAUAUAUGAAAUCUGGAAAAUUCCAAGACAUUCUUGGACUUCCAUGUAGAAUCAUGUGGGAUACUGUUGGUCUUAUUCUGUCCUCUUGCAGGUAGAGAGACCAUGAGAGGCUAAACACCACAUAAGCUGGAAAAAUGAGACAAAUGAGUUUCCCUGGGUUAUUGACAAUAAAAUCCUUUCCAUUUGCUGAUUGUAUUGGAAUUUCCUAGAAUUCUAAUAAAAUAUAUGCUAUGGAUUCUUUAAA
This is a messenger RNA of Cynocephalus volans (Philippine flying lemur), 1301 nucleotides long. RefSeq names its product histamine N-methyltransferase (gene HNMT). The record is from RefSeq and is a predicted model, not a curated record. The transcript is spliced from 6 exons. Bases 57 to 935 code for a protein of 292 amino acids. Gene Ontology annotation, molecular function: N-methyltransferase activity. Lineage: Eukaryota; Metazoa; Chordata; Mammalia; Dermoptera; Cynocephalidae.